GUACGUGUGGCAGGAUUUUGGGCUGUCACUUCCUCUCCGGCAUCCUCCAUGGACCUUGAAGAGUCUUUGCAGUCAGCUGAAUCAUGCCUCUUGCAGAGUGUGGACAACCUGCCGUCUCAUGCCUCCACUGCAGAUGAAGAUGCAGAUGCCUCAACAUGCAAUGUUGGAGGCCGCAUGUCGGAAGCAGACUUCUGGCGCAACGCAGAUUCCAUCGCGGAAGGCUACCCAGAGGCGCAUACUGGUCUCCCCCUAUAG
This is a messenger RNA of Symbiodinium pilosum, 255 nucleotides long. NCBI's taxonomy places the organism in Eukaryota, Dinophyceae, Suessiales, Symbiodiniaceae. The record is from the annotation of a GenBank genome assembly.